Messenger RNA from Glycine soja, 4748 nucleotides. RefSeq names its product receptor-like protein EIX2. Bases 198 to 3989 code for a protein of 1263 amino acids. The transcript has 3 exons. NCBI's taxonomy places the organism in Eukaryota, Viridiplantae, Streptophyta, Magnoliopsida, Fabales, Fabaceae. The record is from RefSeq and is a predicted model, not a curated record. Gene Ontology annotation, molecular function: protein binding.
GCGAAAAAGACCCUUUGGAUACUUGCAAGAAAUUAUGAGUGGGCCAACUGUUGAGAAAUGUGUGUUCCAUUAACCAUCCAUAUGUUAUAUAUAUGCAUGGCUAUUGGCAGUGCUAAAGUCAUGAGUACCAUUCUAAUUCUCAUAUUCAGUGGAUUCAUUUCAUCAAUCACUUUGCCUUUCUGAUCAUAACCACCAAAAUGCCAACCAUUAAUCCAGUUCGUUUCAAAUUCAUGCAAGCCAUAAUAAUAUUUAUGAUGUUGCAGGCUCUUGUUUCUGCUCAACACCAUAUUAUGUGCAUUAAGACUGAGAGGGAAGCACUCCUCCAAUUCAAGGCUGCCCUCCUGGAUCCCUAUGGCAUGCUCUCUUCUUGGACCACAGCUGAUUGCUGCCGAUGGGAAGGGAUUCGCUGCAGCAACCUCACCGGCCAUGUCCUAAUGCUCCACCUUCCCGGUCAGUUUCAUUAUUCAUAUGCCUUCAAUAGUAUCACUGUUGCCUCGCUACGUUAUAUGAGGGGAGAGAUCCACAAGUCGUUGAUGGAGUUGCAACAAUUAAAGUAUUUAAACCUCAGUUGGAAUGAUUUUCGAGGCAGAGGAAUCCCAGAGUUUCUUGGUUCUCUCAGCAACUUGAGAUACCUUGAUCUGUCAUGUUCUCAAUUUGGCGGAAAAAUUCCAACUCAGUUUGGCUCUCUUUCUCAUUUGAAAUACUUAGAUCUUGCUGGGAAUUUUUAUCUGGAGGGUUCAAUCCCACGUCAACUUGGAAAUCUCUCCCAGUUGCAGUAUCUUGAUCUCGGGGGCAACCAAUUUGAAGGAAAAAUACCCUCUCAAAUUGGAAGUCUCUCCCAGUUGCAGCAUCUUGAUCUAGGUGACAAUUCUUUAGAAGGAAAUAUACCCUCUCAAAUUGGAAAUCUCUCCCAGUUGCAGCUUCUUAAUCUCAGGUUCAAUUCUUUAGAAGGAAGUAUACCGUCCCAACUUGGGAACCUUUCAAAUUUGCAGAAGCUUUAUCUUGGCAGAUAUUCUGAUGAUGUUGGUGCUCCCAAAAUUGACGAUGGAGAUCAUUGGCUGUCUAAUCUCAUUUCUUUAACCCAUCUUUCCUUGUACAACAUAUCUAAUCUCAACACUUCUCAUAGCUUCCUCCAAAUGAUUGCCAAGCUACCAAAACUUAGAGAACUGAGAUUAUUUGAUUGUAGCCUUUCCGAUCAUUUUAUCCUUUCACUAAGGCCCUCGAAAUUCAAUUUUUCUAGUUCCCUUUCCAUCCUUGAUCUUUCCGUGAACAGCUUCACGUCAUCAAUGAUACUCCAGAGGCUGUCCAACGUCACUUCCAACCUUGUUGAGCUUGACCUUAGUGAUAACCUCUUGGAGGGUUCCACAUCAAACCAUUUUGGCCAUGUAAUGAAUUCUCUUGAGCACCUCGACCUCUCAAGUAAUAUAUUCAAGGGUGAGGAUUUGAAAUCCUUCGCGAAUAUAUGCACCUUACAUUCUUUGUACAUGCGAGAAAACCAUUUGAGUGAAGACCUUCCAUCAAUCCUUCAUAAUUUGUCUAGUGGUUGUGUUAAACACUCAUUACAAGAAUUGGAUUUGUCAGAUAAUCAAAUCACCGGCUCUUUAACUGACCUUUCAGUAUUCUCAUCUCUAAAAUCAUUGUUUCUUGAUGGAAAUCAAUUAAGUGGAAACAUACCUGAAGGCAUCAGCUUACCGUUUCAUUUGAAAUUUCUGUCAAUCAGAUCAAACUCUAUAGAGGGUGGAAUUCCCAAAUCAUUUGGGAAUUCGUGUGCUUUGAGCUCACUGGAUAUGUCUGGUAACAAAUUGAAUAAAGAGCUUUCGGUGAUAAUCCAUCAAUUGUCUGGGUGUGUCAGAUUCUCGCUGCAAGAACUGAACUUGGAAGGAAAUCAAAUCAAGGGUACGCUUCCUGACCUUUCAAUAUUUUCUGUCUUGAAAACAUUGGAUCUUUCAGCAAAUCAAUUAAAUGGCAAAACUCCAGAGAGUAGCAAAUUUCCAUCUCUGUUGGAGUCUUUGUCAAUCAGAUCAAACAAUUUAGAAGGUGGAAUUCCAAAAUCAUUUGGGAAUGCAUGUGCUUUGCGCUCAUUGGACAUGUCUAAUAAUAGCUUGAGUGAAGAGUUUCCAAUGAUAAUCCACUACUUGUCUGGAUGUGCUAGAUAUUCAUUGGAACAGUUAUAUCUAGGCAUGAAUCAAAUCAACGGCACAUUACCCGACUUCUCAAUAUUCUCAAUUUUAAAAGAAUUAGAUCUUCAUGGAAACAAGCUAAAUGGAGAGAUUCCUAAAGAUUAUAAAUUUCCACCCCAACUGAAGAGACUAGAUAUGCAAUCAAAUUCCUUAAAGGGUGUGCUCACUGACUAUCAUUUCGCUAAUAUGUCUAUGUUAUACUUCUUGGAGUUAUCUGACAACUCGUUAUUGUCCUUGGCAUUUAGACAAAAUUGGGUUCCACCAUUUCAAUUGAGCUACAUAGGACUGAGAUCAUGCAAGCUAGGUCCAGUAUUUCCAAAAUGGUUGGAGACACAAAAUCAAUUUGGGGAUAUUGACAUUUCAAAUGCUGGAAUAGCAGAUAUGGUUCCAAAGUGGUUUUGGGCUAAUUUAGCAUUCCGAGAAGAGAUUUCAAUGAAUAUUUCAUACAAUAAUCUCCAUGGUAUAAUUCCAAAUUUUCCACUAAAGAAUCUUUAUCAUUCCCUAAUUCUUGGAUCAAAUCAAUUUGAUGGCCCUAUUCCACCAUUUCUGCGAGGUUCCCUGUAUCUUGAUUUAUCCAAAAAUAAAUUCUCAGAUUCUCGUUCCUUUUUAUGUGUGAAUGGUACUGUUGAAAGUUUAUACCAAUUAGACAUUUCAAAUAAUCAUUUCUCUGGAAAAAUUCCGGAUUGUUGGAGUCAUUUCAAGUCAUUAUCUUAUUUGGACUUAAGUCACAAUAAUUUUUCAGGAAGAAUACCUACAUCCAUGGGAUCUCUUCUUCAUCUUCAAGCAUUGCUAUUGAGAAACAACAACUUAACAGAUGAGAUACCUUUCUCCUUGAGGAGUUGCACAAAUCUAGUAAUGUUGGAUAUUGCAGAAAAUAGAUUAUCAGGGCUCAUCCCUACUUGGAUUGGGAGCGAACUACAAGAGUUGCAAUUUUUAAGUUUGGGAAGAAAUAAUUUCCAUGGAAGUUUACCAUUGAAAAUUUGCUACCUAAGUAACAUUCAAGUCUUGGAUCUCUCACUAAACAGCAUGUCUGGACAAAUUCCUAAAUGCAUAAAAAUUUUUACUUCGAUGACUCAAAAGACAUCUUCAAGAGAUUAUCAAGGACAUUCAUAUCUUUUCGAAACCCAUGACAUGUCAGGUAAUCGUACAUAUGAUUUGAAUGCACUCUUGAUGUGGAAAGGUUCAGAACAAAUGUUCAAAAAUAAUGUAAUACUACUUUUAAAAAGCAUUGAUCUCUCAAGCAAUCACUUUUCUGGAGAAAUUCCACUGGAAAUAGAGAAUUUAUUUGAAUUGGUUUCAUUGAAUUUAUCAAGAAACCAUUUGACUGGAAAAAUUCCUUCAAAUAUUGGAAAGUUAACAUCACUUGACUUUCUUGAUUUGUCAAGAAACCAUCUAGUUGGUUCAAUUCCUUCAAGUCUUACUCAAAUUGAUCGACUCGGCGUGUUAGAUUUGUCACAUAACAAUCUAUCUGGAGAGAUUCCAACUGGUACACAAUUACAGAGUUUCAAUGCCUCAUGUUAUGAAGAUAAUCUUGAUCUUUGUGGACCGCCACUAGAGAAAUUGUGUAUUGAUGGGAAGCCUGCACAGGAACCAAUUGUUAAACUUCCUGAAGAUGAAAAUUUGUUUUUCACCUGUGAAUUUUACAUGAGUAUGGCAAUUGGAUUUGUUAUAAGCUUCUGUGGCGUCUUUGGCUCAAUCUUAAUAAAGCGUUCUUGGAGACAUGCUUAUUUCAAAUUCAUAAGCAAUUUGUCAGACGCUAUUUAUGUCAUGGCAGCAGUGAAAGUUUUCAAGUGGUGUCACAGAGGAUAGCUGAAAAAUUUUGAAUUCUAGCUGCCAGCUUGUUGAGGUGGAAAAUGCAAAGAGAAACUUUUGGAGGUGAGAAGGCAUGCAUCUCUCACUGUUGGAUUUGGAGAGAGAAUUAAGGAAGGCUUCUAGAGCUUGAGGGAGCCAAUUGUGAUUGUGAUCUAGUUUAUUUUCCUUAUUAAUUUCUAAGCAUUUUGUUUGUAGUUUGGUCUUUAAAUCUGAACUAGUUGUUUUUUUAUUAAGUUGAUGAAUCUUCAUAAUAAUGGGAAUUGAGAUGUUUGGUUAUUGUUUCUUGAUUUUUGGGUCAUGCUCUUUGCUUAUGUAGAAAUAGUAAACCGUGUUUGGUCUAGGGAUUUUGUUGUGCUUUUGUACAUUAGUCUCAUGAUUUCAUUUAAGGAAUUAAGUUACAUGAGAUUAAAAGGAUUCAUUGCCAAGGAAUUGAAUGUGAAUUACUGCAGCAAAAACUGAUCUUAAACUUGGGCAAUGCAAAGAUGGGUAAUGCUAAUUGCACCCUCUGGUAGAGUGGUGUGAGCAGAGGUGAUUGGCAAAGUUGGCACUGAUGGAGGAGUGGUGAUUGAGGUGCUCAUCACGUUUGAGAUACAUCUCAUAGUUCUGCAAUUUAAAAAAUAACUCAUCAAAAGAGGGCAAGGUGUUUUGCCAAUGACGUAGCCUUCAAAGUCACGAAUAAGCUUAGACUGAUACCAUAUAGAGAAUGAAUAAGUUGUUUAUUUUAAACACAAUUUGAGUACAAGGCAGCAACAUUUA